Molecule: messenger RNA, 1233 nt
Organism: Cloeon dipterum
Lineage: Eukaryota; Metazoa; Arthropoda; Insecta; Ephemeroptera; Baetidae
Product: epoxide hydrolase 4-like
Exons: 6
Coding region: 50-1129 (359 amino acids)
Molecular function (GO): hydrolase activity
Source: RefSeq, a predicted model, not a curated record
CGCGAGAUAGUGGGGACCGGUGGUGCUGCGGCGGCGGCUGCUGACCUUGAUGCACGAGAGCUGCACUGCAUUUGUGAAAAAGCCGUCUCAGUGGUCGCACGAAAUGUGGAAGAAGAUCGUCACCUGGCUGGUGGUACGUGCGAUCGCCCUUUUCUACACAUGGCUGCUAGCCCUGUUCUACGUGUGGAAGUACGUGACCAACCCCGGAGUCAAGUUCUGGCGCGUGCAGCGCCGCGAGACACCUCCUGAUUGCCUGUCCGACCCGGCGUACGGCCAGCACGCGUACGUGCAACUUAAGGAUGUCAAGCUGCACUAUGUGGAAAAGGGAGACAAGUCAAAGGAGCUCAUGCUUUUCGUGCACGGCUUCCCAGAAUUCUGGUACUCGUGGCGUAACCAAAUAAAGGAAUUCUCCAAGGAUUACUGGGUUGUGGCAGUUGACCUUCGAGGCUAUGGCGAUUCCGAAAAACCUCGGGGCCUUGACGCAUACAAGCUCAACACACUCGUUGAUGACCUGAGACAACUCAUCUUGGCUCUCCAAAAGAAGGACUGCAUUUUAGUUUCUCAUGAUUGGGGCGCAGUAAUUUCAUGGUACUUUGUCAUGACUAACCCGCAACUCGUGUCCAAGUACGUCAUUAUGAACCUGCCUCAUCCCGAAAUUAUCAGAAAGAAUCCAUCGAUAAAACAGUUCUUCAUGUCCUGGUACAUGUUCUUUUUCCAACUUCCGUUUUUGCCUGAGCUGUAUAUAAGCAGCUAUGACUUCUACGGGUUUGCUAAAAUGCUCAGGGCUGGAAAGGGAAUAAACUCAAAGGUCACGGCUGAGGACAUCGAGGCCUUCAAGUAUACUUUUGGGAAACCAGGGGCACUCACGGGGCCAAUCAACUAUUAUAGAAGCAAUGUAUUCCACACAGAUGGGCUGAAAGGAUUGAAUGCCAAACCAAAGUACAUGCCCCCCGGUUUACUAAUCUUUGGGGCAGAAGAUAAAUAUAUUGACGUCCGUAACGUAGAAUUAACUGAAAAGUUUGUCCCGAAACUGCAGACAAAAAUCCUUAAACGAGGAAACCAUUUCAUCCAGCAAGACGAGCCUGGCGCAGUGAAUGACGCGAUGCACGAAUUUUUGAAGUCAUUUUAGUUUUCAUAGCAGUUCAACUCAUCCUGUCUCCACAUUCCUAUAAAUAUGUAUGAAUCGCCCCACAUUCUGUGUCAGUCCAAUAAAGUGUACGAGUUGUCAAAUAA